ACGACUUCCUCUGAAAUAGUCAGCUUCUUCAAAUAACAGCCCGCCAUGGCGGCAAGGAAACUGCAAACCGAAAUCGACCGAACGUUGAAAAAAGUUUCGGAAGGCGUUGAGUAUUUCGAGGCCGUGUAUGAGAAGAUGCAAGCCUCGACAAAUCAGACGCAGAAAGAGAAACUCGAACUAGAUCUCAAGACUCAAAUCAAGAAGCUUCAGCGGCUACGAGACCAAAUUAAGACGUGGUUGGCCAGUAACGACAUCAAAGACAAGUCGCAGCUCCUGGAAAAUCGAAAGUUGAUUGAGACCCAAAUGGAGAAAUUCAAAGCAUGCGAAAAGGAAAUGAAGACCAAAGCAUUCUCGAAGGAGGGCCUUAUUGCAGCCGCUAGACUAGAUCCGAAAGAGCAAGAGAAGGAGGAGGAGGUCUCCUGGCUACAGACGAAGGUCGAAGAACUACAGAUGCAGGUGGAACAAGCUGAGGCGGAGAUAGAGUCCUUACAGGGGACUGGGAAGAAGCGGAAUAAGGCAGGCUCAUCGGCACGUUUAGACGAGUUAGAGCAUCUGAACGAAAGACGGAAGUGGCACAUCAGCAGGCUAGAGAUCAUCCUCCGGCUGCUCAAUAACGGGUCAUUACCCCCGGAGAAGGUGGCAGACCUACAUGAAGACGUGUCAUAUUUUGUAGAAAGCAACACGGAAGAAGACUUCGACGAGGACGAAGGCAUAUAUGAUGAACUCAAUUUGGACGAGGAGGAGGAGAUGUUCCGCGGUCCUGUACAUGAAACAGAUGAUAGUGACGAGUCUGACGCUGCCAGUGAGGUGGACCUACCACCGCGAACUCCAAACAAGGUACAGAAACACGAUGAAGAGAGUCUCUCAAACCACAAGGCCCUCGACAGUCCGAUAUUAAAGAAGGCCACGAUAGCCUUGAGGAAAACCUCGGUGGAUGCGAAGUCGCCGGCCAUGACCCUAUCGAAACCCGUCCCUCCGCACUCUCCAGCGCCGCCACCUGCGCGACCUCCGAUACGAUAUGCUGCUGCCGCUGCCGCCGCUAUCGCUCCCUCGACACCUUCAUACAGUUCCCAGGCAACUCAUGCCACCACGAUUACAACAUCGCCACCGGCAUCUUCAAGUUCUGCGACUGCGGCGCAACCCGCCUCGAUCCCAGCGUCAGGAUCUCAAUCGAAUCUACAAGAACAGUUGUCCGUGGCUUCUUCUUCGCCCAGCUUAACACACCCCUCAGUCACAAGCCCGAUGCUUUCAUCUGCGGCAUCAGUUUCCCAGCAACCAGACGGCUCAUUUUACUCCAGCCAAGAAUCACCAGCAAUAUCGGAGGCAGUACUUAGUUCCAUCGGUGGACCUGCAGCAACAUCGUCUCCCAAACAAUCUCGGGGACAGCCGGCACAGAAAGACCCGGCAUCGCCUAAAGCACCUAACCAAUCCCCUACUGCUCAGUCUCAAUCGAUGGCGAACGGGAAUCAUCAACCAUCGCAGCCACCACCGCAACAGACGGCACUAGCAUCGGUGUCUGCUCAUACUGUAAACUCGGGUUCUGCGAUUUCUGCUCCUACACAACCCAAUGCACCUCAGUUCCCGCCCGGAGUUAAGGUUCCCAUUGGAGACUCUCAGGGUCAAUUGCUAGCAGCUCAACAGCAACAACAGCAGCAGUUGCUCACUGGCAAUCGACCAUCUUCGGCGGCACAGCAACCAAUACGCCCACAGCAAAUGCCUGGAUCGUUAUCCGAUCUUGUCGAUUCGUUUGAGAACGCCAAGCAGAAAGCAGCUGUACGGAUGCAGAACCUUGAUCAGGUUCACAAGAUGUUGGAAGGAGGAUAUGCAAACGUGCCUCAACCUCAAGAUACUGAGAAACCGAAGUACUACGUUCCGCGGCAUCCUUUCAACACACCUGCAUAUUAUCCUCAACAAACUCAUGCACUAUUGAGUACGCCAGCAAUCUUCUCCCAACUUGAUGUGGAGACACUAUUCUACAUCUUCUAUUACCUAUCGGGGACAUACCAGCAAUUUUUGGCGGCACGAGAACUGAAACGACAGUCCUGGCGAUUUCAUGUCAAAUAUCUCACAUGGUUCCAGCGUCACUCUGAACCCCAGGCAAUAACUGAGGAGUACGAGCAAGGUGUAUAUGUGUAUUUUGACUGGGAGGGCUCGUGGUGUCAGAGGAAGAAGAGUGAUUUCCGAUUCGAAUAUCGAUAUCUGUCGGAAGAUUGA
Messenger RNA from Marasmius oreades (fairy-ring Marasmius), 2214 nucleotides. RefSeq lists its product as uncharacterized. The coding region runs from base 46 to 2214 and encodes 722 amino acids. The record is from RefSeq and is a predicted model, not a curated record. Gene Ontology annotation, cellular component: CCR4-NOT core complex; nucleus; P-body. Gene Ontology annotation, biological process: nuclear-transcribed mRNA poly(A) tail shortening; regulation of DNA-templated transcription. The transcript has 12 exons. Lineage: Eukaryota; Fungi; Basidiomycota; Agaricomycetes; Agaricales; Marasmiaceae.